Molecule: messenger RNA, 582 nt
Organism: Thrips palmi
Lineage: Eukaryota; Metazoa; Arthropoda; Insecta; Thysanoptera; Thripidae
Product: transmembrane protein 216-like
Exons: 2
Coding region: 114-521 (135 amino acids)
Biological process (GO): non-motile cilium assembly
Cellular component (GO): ciliary transition zone
Source: RefSeq, a predicted model, not a curated record
UAUGUUGGCAUCAAAAAGCUUUCCUUCCUCACUGCGACCGGUUUGUUUGGUGUUGGUGGUCUGCUUCUGUUUGUUUAACAUUCAUCUCAUUUCAUCUCUAACUUUAUGACAUCAUGAAUUCGUCCCUUACGUAUGAAAUAUUACUGUACCUGAAUUCCUACUACUUUUGGAUGUUUGCCUUGUGUGAACUAGGUGUGGGCAUAUUUAAACUAGUCCAUUUACCAUACCCAUUUGCAACUUUUAUCACAGAAGGAAUAAUGUUCGCCUUUUUGUGCUGCAUAGAAGCAGCCCGUAUAUUUAUGGGCCACAAGGGGAACUUGACAGAACGUUCUUACCCAGUCAUGGUUUCGCUUAUUCUCACGAUACCAUCAUCCAUAGGUGUUCUGUACUUUCUCCUCUGGCAAACUUAUGUCAUUCGAUUAGAAGUUGUACUUUGUGGUAUUCAGCUGUCUCUGCUCUCAUUUGAAAUAAUUUUUGCUACAGUGUGUAUUGUAAGUUUCUAUCGUAACAGAAUCUAUUAAAGACUGAACCUGUAAUGCUUUUUAAUCUAGAAGAUGCUUCUGAUUGAGAUGAAAAAAGUUA